AUGUUUUUACUAUUUUUUACAGUUUUCAGUCAAUCCUUUACAUUCAUAGAUUAAACAAGUAAGUUUAUACUUUGUAAUUUUAAGACUUUUAUAAAAAAUUAGAACCUGAGACUAAUUUUUAUUCUGAAACAGGUUACAUAAAAGUGGACACAAUAAAUGAUGGAAAUAAUAAAUUUUUCUAUCAUUUAUUUUUAAAAGAUGGCGUUAUGAGCAUAAGUGAAGUUAAAGAGAAUGAUAAUUUUAUUUUGUGGUUACAUGGUGGUCCUGGCUAUUCUUCUCUAAUAUAAAUAUUUUAAAAUGUUGGACCUUUCCAAAUCUAUAAAAUUGAUGAUAAUAACUACUCUGUAAAGAAAGCAUUGAAUACUUGGAAUUCAGUAGCUCAUAUAAUUUUUAUUGAUUAACCAUUUGAUGUUGGAUUGAGCUAUUCUUAACCAACAAUCAGUGUAGAAAGCUCAGAAUAAGCAGCUUUAUAUUUAGUUGAUUUUUUUAGGAUAUUUUUUUAAGAAAGAAAAGAAUUUAAAAAAACAAAAUUUUAUUUAUUUGGAGUAAGUUAUAGUGGUCAUUAUAUACCAGCUAUUGGAGUUGCAUUAACAAAAUCUAAUUUAUAAAUAAACUUUUAAGGCAUAGCUUUUGGAAAUGGUUGGUCAGAUGCUUUUCUUUAAUACUAAAGUUAUGCACCUUUUUUAUACACUUUGGGUUUAUAUGAUGAAUAAUAAAAAACAUAUACAUAAAACUUAAUGUCAAAGGCAUAAAAUUAUGUACUUAAUGAAGAAUAUCUUAAAUCAACUUAAUAAGGAUUUUUUGCUAUUUUUGAUAUUUUAACUAACUUUACAGGAUAAGUUAGUUCUCAUGAUUUUCAGAAAUAUUUAAAUGAAGUCUAGCCUGAAGAGUUAUAUUCAGGUUUUAUCAAUUAAUAUAAAUAAUAAUUUGGAGUCCCUGAUGAAAUUACUUAUAUUGAUUGGAACAAAAAUAUAAUUAAAAACUUUCAAGUUGAUAUAUCCAAAUCACAAAAAAAAAAUUUAGAAUAUUUAUUAAAUAUUGGAAAAAAAGUUUUAAUUUAUUAAGGAUCUAGAGAUAUUAUCUGUAAUACUCCAUCAAUGAAUUAUAUUAUAAAUAAAUUAAAUUGGAAAGAUAUCAAUGAAUGGAAAAAGUAACCAAAAAAGACUUUUAAAUCUAAAAAUAGAGAAUUGGGAGACAAUGAAACUGCUGGCACAAUUAAGAUAUUUUAAAAUUUUUAUUAUGCUACUUUAUAUAAUGCAGGGCAUUUUGUUUAAUAAGAUUUACCAAUAGCAACGUUAAAAAUGGUAACAAAUUUUUUAAAUGAUGAAUAAAAUUGGGAUUGA
This is a messenger RNA of Paramecium sonneborni, 1343 nucleotides long. NCBI's taxonomy places the organism in Eukaryota, Ciliophora, Oligohymenophorea, Peniculida, Parameciidae. The record is from the annotation of a GenBank genome assembly.